Chroicocephalus ridibundus (black-headed gull) is the source of this 10020-nucleotide messenger RNA. RefSeq names its product ADAM metallopeptidase with thrombospondin type 1 motif 5 (gene ADAMTS5). The record is from RefSeq and is a predicted model, not a curated record. Gene Ontology annotation, cellular component: extracellular matrix. Bases 143 to 2770 code for a protein of 875 amino acids. Gene Ontology annotation, biological process: proteolysis; extracellular matrix organization. Lineage: Eukaryota; Metazoa; Chordata; Aves; Charadriiformes; Laridae. Gene Ontology annotation, molecular function: metalloendopeptidase activity. The transcript has 8 exons.
CCUUCCUUUAACUCCCUUACCGCACUCCGCCGGCCGGCUCUUUCCACCACCACUCCCUCCCCAACUCUUGUUGUUAUUAUUAUUAUUAUUACUACUAUUAAUUAUCACCACGUCCGUGUCCGCUCCUGCCGGCGAGGCAGGCAUGCUCCCGACGCUGCUCUCCCUGCUGCUGGCCGCCCAGCUCCACCUCGCUCUGCCCCAGCCGCCGGCACCUGCCGACGACGGAGCCCCGCCGCCCCCCGCCGCCGCCGCCCGGCCGCCGCCACCCCGUCCCCGUCCCGGCCCUCCCCCGGGGCCGUCCCGCGGGGCCAGCGGCAUCGUGCGGCGCCUCGACCCGACCUACGCGGGGGGCGGCAAGGCGGGCUACGUCCUCUACGCCGGGGGCCAGCGCUUCCUCCUCGACCUGGAGCGGGACGAGGCGGCGGGGCAGGCGGCCGGAGGGCCGCCGCGCUGCUACUACCGCGGCAGGGUGGACGGCAGCCCCCGCUCCCUGGCCGUCUUCAACCUCUGCGGCGGCCUCGACGGCUUCUUCGCCGUCGGACGCUCCCGCUACACCCUCAGGCCGGCGCGGCGCGGCGGGGUGGCGGCCGACCCGCGGAUCUACGGGGAGGGCCCGGCCCGCUCCCCCCACCUCUUCCGCAGGGACGCCUUCAGCUUCCAGACGGUGCCGGCCCGCACCAGCUGCGAGACCCGCGACCCGGCCGGGCCGGCGGCGGCGGGGGACGGCCGGCGGCGGCGGCGGCGGCGUCGCUCCGUCUCCCGGGCCCGGCAGGUGGAGCUGCUGCUGGUGGCCGACGCCUCCAUGGUCCGCAAGUACGGGAAGGGGCUGCAGCACUACCUGCUCACCUUGGCCUCCAUCGCCUCCCGGCUCUAUGCCCACGCCAGCCUGGAGAACCACGUCCGGCUGGCCGUGGUGAAGGUGGUUGCCCUGGGGGAGAAGGAGAAAGGGCUGGAGGUCAACAGGAACGCCGCCACCACCCUCAAGAACUUCUGCAAGUGGCAGCACCAGCACAACCGCCUCGACGACGACCACGACGAGCACUACGACGCCGCCAUCCUCUUCACCCGCGAGGAUUUAUGUGGGCAUCAUUCAUGUGAUACUCUGGGAAUGGCAGACGUUGGGACCAUAUGCUCUCCUGAGCGCAGCUGUGCAGUGAUUGAAGAUGACGGCCUCCAUGCAGCUUUUACAGUGGCUCACGAAAUUGGGCACUUGCUUGGGCUUUCCCAUGACGACUCCAAAUUUUGUGAGGAGAACUUUGGCUCCAUGGAAGAUAAGCGCCUGAUGUCCUCCAUUCUGACUAGCAUCGAUGCUUCAAAACCCUGGUCCAAAUGCACUUCGGCAACUAUAACAGAAUUUUUCGAUGAUGGUCAUGGUAACUGUUUGCUGGACCAACCGAGAAAGCAGAUCCUGGGCCCCGAGGAGCUUCCGGGACAAACCUACGAUGCCAUUCGUCAGUGCAAACUGGCGUUUGGACCCGAAUACACAGUGUGUCCUGGUAUGGAUGUUUGCUCUCGCCUCUGGUGUGCAGUUGUGCGCCAAGGUCAGAUGGUCUGUCUGACUAAGAAGCUGCCUGCUGUGGAGGGAACACCAUGUGGAAAAGGGAGGAUCUGCCUCCAGGGAAAAUGCGUUGACAAAACCAAGAAGAAAUACUACUCAGCUUCAAGCCAUGGUAACUGGGGGUCCUGGGGGCCUUGGGGACAGUGCUCGCGUACCUGUGGCGGAGGAGUGCAGUUUGCUUAUCGUCACUGCAAUAACCCAGCUCCUAGGAACAACGGCCGGUACUGCACCGGCAAGAGGGCCAUCUACCGCUCCUGCAACGUCGCACCCUGCCCGGCAAAUGCUAAAUCUUUCCGACAAGAGCAGUGUGAAGCAAGGAAUGGCUAUCAGUCUGACGCAAAGGGUGUCAAGACAUUUGUUGAAUGGGUCCCCAAGUACGCUGGAGUACUUCCCGGAGACGUUUGCAAGCUCACCUGCCGAGCCAAAGGAACUGGCUAUUAUGUGGUAUUUUCUCAGAAGGUAACUGAUGGUACUGAGUGUCGACCGUACAGUAAUUCAGUCUGCGUCCGUGGAAAAUGCAUCCGAACUGGUUGUGAUGGCAUCAUUGGUUCAAAGCUCCAAUAUGACAAAUGUGGGGUGUGUGGAGGAGACAAUUCCAGCUGCACAAAAGUCAUGGGAACCUUUACCAAAAAGAGCAAGGGCUACACGGAUAUAGUGAAAAUCCCGGAAGGGGCAACCCACAUCAAAGUUCGGCAGUUCAAGACCAAGGACCAGAGCAGGUUCACUGCCUACCUGGCCCUGAAAAAGAAAAACGGUGAGUACCUUGUUAAUGGAAAAUACAUGAUCUCCACUUCAGAAACAAUCAUUGACAUCAAUGGGACUGUCAUGAACUACAGCGGCUGGAGUCACAAAGAUGAUUUCUUGCACGCGAUGGGACACUCUGCCACAAAAGAGGUUCUUAUUGUGCAGAUACUUGCGACUGACCCCACUCAACCAGUGGAUGUCCGCUACAGUUUCUUCGUGCCAAAGAAGCAAGGGCAAAUGACUAACUCUGUCACCAGCAGUGGCGGCGGCAGCAGCAGCAAAGUAACUCCACAGCUCACGCAACCCCGCUGGGUUACGGGGCCGUGGCUUUCUUGUUCUCGAACAUGUGACACGGGAUGGCACACCAGGACUGUCCAGUGCAAAGACGGGCAUGGAAAAUUAGCUAAGGGAUGUCUUCUCUCGCAGAGACCGUCAGCGUUUAAACAGUGCUUGUUGAAAAAGUGUUAACCUGUGGUUGCGACCUUCUUUGAAAGAGGUUUGAUUAAGCCAUUGUUGACAUACUGGUAUUAGGUCUGCCCAGAGAGAGAAGCAAAGGCUUCAAUGUACUUACAUACAGUCUCAAAUUAUGGGCAGAAUCUGCCUAUUUGGACCAAAUGAAGAUGUGCACUGCUUUAAGUAAUAGUAGGGUGAUCUUAAUAUGUCAAAAAACUAAGCAUUAAAGUUGUUAUAAGCCCUCUGUGUCUGCAAAAGUAUAAAAUAAAAUAAUGCAAAAGAAGAAAAACUAGUGAAUGGAGGAUCCUGGGAUAUUUGAAGGUUACAGAAUCAUCUCCCCUUUUUCACCUACCUCUAAUACAGUAUGUGCUUAGAAAGCGUCACAUGUACCCAUGAUACCACAGUAGCUUGUUUUAUACUGUUUUGUAAAUAUCUUUCAUUUGGUAUGUCACUUUAUAUCACUUGGUUCUAUUAAAAAAUCAAAAGACAAAGUACAUAGGCAAAGUGAUUGACCAAAGUAUAUCUGCAGCCCUUGUGGACUCGAUCCAUUCUUCAGAAAGGGCCGCAGAUGUUUUACUGGAAAACGAAGAGCUUGCUGCUGGUUUUAAAAAACAAUACCUUUUGGUUUUGACAAAAGGAAACACAUUUUCGUGCUAGGAAUUUCCUGACAGCAGAUCAUUACUCUAUGACAAAUACUGUGUUUCCACCAAGUAAUUCUGAGAAGGAGCAGUGCAGCAGCUUGCAGACCAGGGAUUCCCGCAUGUACGUUGCUGAAAUACCAGCACCAUCAGUGACUCCUCACCCUGUGUGUGUCAGGUGCACACAGGAGGAGGAUUUGGCUGCUAGAAGGAAUUUGUGUACACUUUGCUUGUCAACCUUCCACUAGUUCCAGCUGUGUCACAGCUUGGGGUCCGGGUUGUCGAUGAACAAUGGCUGCCAGCUUCUUCUUUCCAUAAAACAAAGGCAUACUGUAUUUUGUAGAAACUAGUUAGAGAACCAAAAAUUACAGGUAAGAUAAUCAAGUGUCUUCUAACUCAGAUAUUCUGAGGCUGUGUUCAACUGCUUUCUCUGUUAUUUUCUCUAUGGCUUCCACCUUGAAUCUAACAAUGUGUAAUGUACCUGGAUCUUCUGAAGAGGCUAUAAAGGUCAAAAAAACACAGCAAGCAGUUAAUAUUUUAUCACUGUUUUGUCCAUCAUGUCUAACUCUGGUAUUCAUCUUACCAGCAAAAGUUUGUAACUAUUUGUCUUUUUUGAUUGUUGUGUGUGUGGUUUUGGUUUUGUUUUGUUUUGUUUUUUUAAAGCUACAGAAGGCAUUCAUGUUUUGUAUGUCUACCACAUCUGGGAGGAAGAGGGGUGACUAGGAAGUCAAACCACAUCAGGAUGUGGAGGACUUGCCCGAUACCAAUAAGACUGUUUCCACAGUACAGGCAGUAGCUGUACUGUAACAAUUACCGUACUAGUAAUUGUUUUCACUGGCAGCAGCUUCUGAAUCCCAUUCUUGUCUGGUGGAAGUUCUGUGACCGAGAUGGGCAUUUCACCUUAUGCAGGUAACAGGUGGAGGCCUCAUAGCAACCCUGUCAAAAUCGCUUCCUUUUGCAUCAGCAGGCUUUGAAUUAAGCUCUAAAAUAACAGGUACCAAAAGAAAUAGUUGUAAUAAGUGGAUGAAAAAAGAAUCUCGUCUGUUUUUCAUUCCUCCCUUCAUCCCCACAGGUGAGUAUGAGACUGCAGGAGGAUUUUCAGACGAGCCUCGCAGCUGUAAGUCAGUGGUCCUGGAGCACUGAAAUACCCCAGGCGCCUCUGAAAAUCCCAGUCGUGAGAUCAGGAGAGAAAACUUGUUGGCGCGCAUAGCAAGAAGGGCAGGUCUCACUCCAGGCUGACACAAACAUGUUUUUGCAACUGUGGCAUGUUUGUAUGAACUCUAAGAAAGCAUGUGAUGGUUUCAACACAGCAUAGAAUUGCUACAUCUACAAGUAUGAAACCUGGAGAAGUAUCUAUUUGUGUAGCCUGUUCUAAAUAAACAGUAAUAGGGGCAGGGCCUCUUCCUCUGACAAAAUGAAUUGCCAGCGAAUGUUACUAGUCAUCUUCAGCUUCCAAGAAUGGUGUGGCCUUUUUAUUAGGAGUAGGACUAUGCAAAAUUGUGGAUCUUGAGGAAAAUUCCCCACUUAGUCUGUGAUCCCACCCUAAGAACUGAGAUCAAGGCUCUGAAUAGUUGCAGAGUUCUAGAAAGUUAAGACUUAUGCCUUCUCUUCCUAUUAACAGAGGAUCAUUUUGAAGUGUCUUAUUUUCCUUUCAAAUAAUCUAAUUUUUGUACUUAUAUAUAUGUAUUAAACAUGUUCUAGAACCUCUCAAAAAAGUUCAUAACAAAUAGAAACCAUCAUGAGAGGAAAAAUAUGGAGACUUAAUGCGUCUCAGUGUAGACUUAACAUUUGUCUCAACAUAGAACUGCUGUAUUAAGUGGCAUGUGUUUUAUCAUAAUAGAGACAGAAUGUGCAAGUAUUUGUGUUUGCAUCAUAGUAAUAAUUUAUUAUAUAUUCAACAGGAUGAGUAAAGCUUUUGGAUGCUAUUCAGGCUCCAGAAGAGUAAUACCAUACGCGGGUAUAAAUUUAAUGCUUCCUUAGAUUGAGUAUCUUUUUUCAUAGAAAGAGUUUAUUUAUAAAAAAUAAAUAAGUAUGAGAACAAACCACUAGAGUGAUUUUUCCCUUUUCACCGGUGUAGUAACGAAGCAAAUUGGCAUGAGGCAUUCACCUGUUCCAGGUGACCCUGCUCUGGCAGGGCGGUUGGACUAGAUGAUCUCCAGAGGUCCCUUCCAGCCCCGACCGUUCUGUGAUUCUGUGAUGAGCAAAAAGCAGUUGCCUUUAGAUGGUGAGAGGGCAAAGGAGACAGACCAAGGAAGCAACCCUAAAAGUGUAAGUUAUACUAGGUCAGCCUGCUCUAGUUUGCACUUGCUUUUGAGCUGUUCUCUGUAAUCAGAUUCCAGUUCCAAACCUUGCUUGUGUCAGUCAUGGCUAUAUCUCAUGUAACUGAUGAAAAAAAUUGGUGCAAGGUAUGUGACUUUGUCAUUUCAGCUUCUGUUCUCAACUAAAUUCCUUGUCACUCACACUGUUAUGUCAUUGUUUACAUUACCACCGAGUGUUGCCAAACAGGAUUCAGAAAAUGCAUCCAGGGGAUAGAAACCCGGAGCAUUGCUCUUUGCUGACUUUUGGGGACACACAUCUCCAGCACCUUUGCGUGGAGUUGUACCCGUAAACAUCGGUGGGUUUUAGAGCAACUGCUUCUCAAAUAAGACAAUCUCACUAGGAAAAAGCCUGUCAUCUUUGGUUUGACUGUAUACAAGAAAUUAAAUUUAGCUGCCCUCCUGUGGAAACAGUUUUAUCACAAGGGGGAGAGGGAAUAAUCUUGUGGAUUAAUCACAAUUGUAAAAAAAAAAAAAAAAAGCAACACAGCACUGAAAAAAAUAAAAUAAUUUAUUGUUUUUACAACUGGUAUGUGAACGGAUGUAAUGAAUUUAUUUAUUCUUAUUUAACAAAAAUACCAAUUGUGCAAAUUCUAUAUUUAAAAUGUUUUGCUAUCGUCUCUGUCUCUCUCUUUCUUGCUCUCUUAAUUUAUGCUUCAAAUUUGUGUUGAAAGUACACCUUGUGAGUUUACAUAAUGUAUGGCACUGGUUAUUUUUUGUAUAUUUUUAUUUAGAAAGCUUUCUGCAUGAAACAGGAGUAUAUGUGUAUACAUGUGUGCACACUGUAUAGAUGUAUAUUCUUUUUCUGCUACCAUCUUUUUCUUAGAGAAGUCGUAGAUUUUUGAUUUUGUGACACCUCAAGCUCAAAGCUCCUUGUUACGCUUUGCUUCUAAAAUCUCUCAACUAGCAAGUCAUAAAGGUCUCUGGACCAAAAAAAAAAAAACAACCACAUACCAUCUCCUAAAGAAGUCAGACAACAGACUGACUUCGCACAGGUGCCUGCGGUUCAUGCUGCACGCCUCCGGGAUUUACCACUGGAGCUGGUAGGAGUCAAUGGGAGCAAGGUCAGGCUUCUAGUCAGUGGGAGUCCUCUAGAUGGGAAUGAAGUUUCUCUGAGUUGUCAGGGUGGCAAGGGCGUCUUCUCUCAUGCGGCUUCUUGUGUUGAAGUGAAAACGCUACAGAGAAACUCCUGGGUGCCUCUUUAAAAAUAGAGCUGAAACAAUGUAUGAUGUGAUUACGAAGGAUGAACCAUUCAAAAAGCUACUUUCUCCGUCUUUCCACCAUUUAUAUACAUAUAUAAAUAUGUAUAUAUGGCUAUAAAAAGUCAAAACCCCAAUUUGGAAGGCUUUGCGGUGUUUUACUUCGUUGUAUUCUAGCUCUUUGCACCACGUCAGGCAAAGUUAGACGCAAAAAAGCCAGCAAAGCACGCAUUCCCGGUGUUUCCUUGAAAAUAAAAAUAUCUGUUUGCUUCCACUUUUCAUCCAGUCCAACUACUGCUGUACUCAAGGGAACUUGUUUUGGGCCCAGUGUAAGGGGAAAAAAUGCAAUAUAGACAAACCUACAGCUUUUCUACAGUCAGUUUAUUUAACAAUACAAAUGACUUCUGUAGCUGCUUCACCAUAAGGGCAGUACUACAGACCCCAAAUAAUCCAUUUCAGACUGUUGAAAGCUAUCUUGCUUCUCAGUGCCCACAUUCACACGAGUUAAAUUCCAGCUCAGCCUCUCUGCCCAGUGUCUGCUGCCACCCAGGCACCCCCGAAGACCCAGAGCCAGCCACAAGGCUUUAGAUGAAAUUGCGAUGGCCAGGGGGUGAUGCUCCCUCACUUAAAACCCACUCCAAAAUGCCAGGGAAUUACUAUAAGCCUUGACUUUGACCAUCCUUAGGGCAGGCCAGGCUUUAAACUGGACUUGUGAGGGUGAAGCCUUAAUAAUUGUGGGGUUUCGGCAAUGUGUUCAGGUGAGUGUUUCUCCUCGGGCUAAUGAAUGCCGUGGGGUUCUGUGUCACUGAGGCAGAUGGAGCCUAUGGCAAGAGCCAAGAUUAGAUUCUCUGAGCAUGGGCUGCAAUUUUAAGAAAAAAAGUUGCUGGUUUGGAGGGGUUUGUUCCUUUUUUUAAUUUUUAUAGAGUUGCCAGAGUGCAUCAUUGCAUUCAUGCUUCUCAUUGGUAACAUUUUCAAAAGGGUUUUUUACUGUGGGUACACUGAUACUAGCUUGUAUAGUAAAGCGACUUCAACAUUCUUGUUUUGAAUAACGCUGCAAAUGCAGAUAUUUCUGGUUUAUCAUGUGUACCGGUAAUGACUCUUAACGAAAUUGUCAGGUCCUCAGCUGGCACCACAAAUUGUAGCUUUGUAGUUUAGAAGAUUUUAUUACCAGUGCAAGCUUUCAGUGAUAGCAUACAAAAUUUAAAACGCCCCAAAUACAUUCUUAGUCUUUCCAGGUGAGUGGUGUAAGAACUUCUCUCCAGACACACUGUACCACACAUGCUGGUACUGCCCCGCUGCUCAGGGCACCGCAGAGUUGCAGUUCGAAAACAAAACUCCCAGUGUCAUUUGCCCUGAAAGUUGUCUGUAGAGGCUCCCGGUCACUGUAAGGACACUAAAAUCAUUUCCACGUACUUCAGCCUUGCGCAGCCCGUGUUGAAACACAUAGAUGGGCACAUGUAUAACUUAUCUGUGGCCAAAUGCAUAUUUUUUUGUGUGCGCGUGUGUAUACUUGUGCAUAUAUAAACACAAACACGUACAUAUAUACACAAACGAGUAUUUGGGUCUCCAUUACUCCCACUUACAGGGUAAAAUAGUUACACCGGUUUUACUUAUACCUGUGUAAAUUCUGAGUAACUUCAUUACAUCAUUUGGCUUUGCAGGAGCUGCUUCAGACUUAUACCACUUUAAGUGACAGCAUAAUUUGUCUUUUAAUUUAUAGGAACUGGUUUACACAAUUUAUCUUAUGAACUGUGAAAUUUUCAGAUAGUUUAUCAUAUGAAACAUACUCAUUGACAGUCAAGCAUAUAUGUGUUGUUAAAAUCCCAUCAGAUACAGGAAAUAAUAGACUGAAUUCAAGUAAAUUAGAGAUGGCGUAAUACUCCUGUAUAGCAAUAAAUCCAUUUAAUUGCUAUUGCCAGGUCAUCUGCCUAACAUCAGAUAAGAUAAAACAGGAGAGGUAUUGUAGGGAAGACUAAUGGGAAAGCACAACGUUUGGUUUUGCUCGGUUUAUUUCAUGGGCCUCUUUAUACACUCGGCAUAUUCUGGGAAGUGUCACUUUGUGCAUUGCAGAUAACUUGGAUGAAAUACCAGUACCCUUUGAAAAAACAAGAUGUGUCAAAAACCCUUUUUUCAUUAUAGUACGUGUCUAAUCGAAGAGAGUUAACAUUUAUAGAGCACUGCUAUGUCAGCCAGUUUACAUCAUAAAUAUUAUGCAAAAUAUAAAUUCAUUUGAACUGAAUUGUACAAGGUCUACACUGUACUAUGACACAUUGAAGGCCAAUAUUUUGUUUUGUAAACUAUUACAUAUGUAUAAUUUACCAGUUGUAAUCUUAAAACAUUUGAUUCUGUGAUCUCAGUAAAAGUAAUAAAUAUAAACUGUAUCAUAGGUCCAAAAUACUUGUUCUAUAUGGUAUAUUUGUGGGCUACUGUUUGCCAUUUGUGCCCUCCUAGAGACAGAUGAGACAGUGUGAGCUGAUCCCUGCAUUAAGGCAUUGAUAUUCUUUCUGUGUGUAAACACUGCGCUUUAGUUGUGGUGGGGUGGAGUGUGUCUGUGGGUCGUGAAAUAGAACAGGAGAGUGCAGACAGCGGCAUUUUAGUGCCUCUCCAGACCCUUAGACGAAGUUCCUGUUUGUUGCAGCUCAGAAAGAUCGCAUAUACCUGUCAUCUCCUGAGCAUCCCCAAAGCCCCCCGUGAAAUCCGUGGCUUCUGUCCAAACGCAAUGUCCCGCAGAAUUCGCGGAUUAAGAUAUUCAGAGUGAGAUUCGUCAUUAGCCAUAUAAACCAGUCUAAGAGUAGUAAAUACCUGCCAGAACAGGUAGUGGCGGUGUACGCUGUGUGCAGCAGUGGUGGUACCGCGUAUGUGUCAAAGGAAAGGUAAGAGCAGUAAGUAGGGGGCUGGGCUGGUGAGACAGUUGUGCGCCACUCCGAUUGAACUGCGGCUCUUAACAGGCGUUAUUACCAAGAUUUACGUUUCUAAUAGAACUGUAUUAUUAUGCAUUAUAAUUCAAUUUGCACGCUGAUUUCUUGCUUAUCCUUUCUCAUUCCACAGCGCUAAGUUGAAGUUUUUCUUGUUCCCGAAAACAAUGCUUUCUUUCCAAAAGUAGAAGUAAACUC